Molecule: messenger RNA, 2106 nt
Organism: Verticillium nonalfalfae
Lineage: Eukaryota; Fungi; Ascomycota; Sordariomycetes; Glomerellales; Plectosphaerellaceae
Exons: 3
Coding region: 1-2106 (701 amino acids)
Molecular function (GO): protein binding
Source: RefSeq, a predicted model, not a curated record
AUGCGUCCACGGGCGAAUCAGGCCGUUCAUUCACAGGUCUAUCCUCCAGUUGCUUCCGAUCCCUCACAUGAUCAUGCCCUCGGGAUGACCUCGCCGGCUCUCGAAGGUGGUGUUCAACAUCUGAACCCUCAAAGCCGCCAAACCGGGACAGAGGCCAGCGCUUCAGCCACUGCUGGUCUCAAUCAUCACGAUGCUAUGCAUCCACAGCCUAUUGCCCCACCGAAUCUACCCAUCUCAGGCCUCACCACCGUUCAGACUCCCGCGCACUCAAUAUCAGUACCUGGUGAGCUGCAUGAGCUUCAAGAGUAUCAUGAGCAGAAUGUUGCCGACGGCACCGAAGGUGCUCUAGCACUGCAGGCGAACCAUGAAGCAUUCAACGCCGUUCCCAUGGCGAUGCAGCAUACACAACACGUCAGCAUGCAGUUGGCUGACCCCCAUCUCGAAGGCCUGCUCGAACCAACCAACCCGGGUGCCACUUCGGGGCCACUCUCUCACAUUGAGACUCUUUAUCCCCCCCACCUCACCGAUUCACCUCAUGCCCCGAUCGAUCCGGUGGUGGUGAACUCCGAAGACCAGUCCUUCCUUCUGACAGCCCUUCCGCCCGUACAGCCAGCAUUCGGAAGUCUCAAUGCACCUGGAGUGCUCACGCUGGAUCUUCACGCACAACUGAAUCUGUUCAGCACCGCCCAGCCCACGUCUCUCGGCCCCGAGAACCAUGGCCUGAACGAGUUCCUUAGGAUAUGGGCACUGAGUGAUCGAUGGGGUUCUUCAAGCAUGCCAGGCCCUCGGCUGGAUAGAAUCAGCGCCCAACUCGCCGCUAAGCCCAUGCGUAUGAGCUAUGAAGAGCUCGACGGCGAAGGAAUGGAUUUUCAGGGCUUGGACUGGGAGGACAUAGGCGUGUCGCGCAAGUAUGCACACUCCGAUAAGUGGAAGAUCCGUCCCUUCGACGGAGCGAUCCCUAGUUCAGAGAGCUUCUACAGGUUUCGGCGCAUGGAUUUACGCCGGAACAUUCAUCUAGCACAUUUCCAACUACGAAAUGUACUGGCUUGCGCCGACCGAAGCCACGUCUUCUAUCCGGGUAGGAAUGUGAUUCACCGCAUAAACCCCCUGUCUGGCCAUUCCGACGUGGCUAUGGAUUUGAGUGAUUUGCAUCACGUCCAAAUCUCGACACUCGAUGCUAAGCAUGGCAUGCUUGUCGUCGGAACAUUCAACGGGGAGUACUGUAUGCGUAGUGUCCACUCGCAAGACCCGAGGUUCACGGAGGGCCAGGUCACCAACAACAGCAGUUGCAUCACGAACCAUCUGCAGAUUCAUGAGUCGCGUCACUCGAGCAGUCCUUUGGUCGCAUUUGCUUCGAAUGACCAAGGCUUCCGUGUCAUGGACGUCGCUUCGCAAAAAUUUACACUGGACACAAAGUUCAGAUUUCCCAUGAACUGCACCGCUCUUUCCCCCGACGGUCGACUACGCGUCAUGGUCGGCGACAGUAAUUCGGUCAUCAUAGCCUGUGCCGAGAGUGGCGGCCCCGUUCAAUGGCUCUCUGGCCACCGUGAUCAUGGCUUUGCGUGUGCUUGGUCCGAGGAUGGCUGGACGGUGGCAACAGCAGCACAGGACAAGAGCGUCAAAAUUUGGGAUGCUCGUCGAUGGACCAACUCGAGCGCUAGAGCCACACCUGUGGCUACAAUCCGAUCAGAGCUGGCCAGUGUUCGCGGACUGCGGUUUUCUCCAGUUGGCAACGGGCCUCCGGUACUUGUUGCGGCGGAAGAGGCCGACUUUGUCAACAUUAUCAAUGCACGCACGUUCCGUCACAAGCAGACGAUCGAUGUCUUUGGCGAAAUCGGCGGAGUAGGAUUCACAGAUGACGGCAACGAGUUGAAUAUACUGUGUACGGACCGUCACCGAGGUGGUCUGAUUCAGCUCGACAGAUGUAACUACGGAUCCAAGUCUGAAUUCGUAGGCCCUUUUCAGCCAAACGCCAUGGACGAUAUAUGGAGGCAGCCUUACCGGUCUGCACUACACGAUGAAGAAGGCCUCGACGAGGGCCUGACACGCGGUGGGCCAGCAGGUCCGCGCACCAGAUUAUACUGGGACGACAUGGAACCUUUUUGA